CGGCCGAGGAGCGAGUGAGCGAGCCGGGAGCCAUGCCGCGCUGAGGGGGGGCCGCACCACCGCCGCCACCGCCACCGCCGCCGGGUGGGGUGGGAGGGCGGGAGUCGCCGCCGCGCCGCCUCCCGGGUGGGCCCCCUUCGCUUGGACGCCGGAGGUCCGGGACGAGUGUUUCAACGCCUUAAAUGGUUUUGAACCAAUGAGGCUGUAUUCCCUUACGAAGACGGUCAACCCAUCGUGUGAACUGUAGAGUUUGCAGACAGAUUUAUCUCGGGUUCAUAGUGGCGUAAUGCACGCAGACUCCUGCGAGGUCCCCUAAGUUCUUAGAGGACGGUUUUGCCUUUUGAAUCAGAGAGUUGCAAAGUUCGCUAAAGAAUGGCCCUUGUGGAUAAGCACAAAGUCAAGCGACAGCGAUUGGACAGAAUUUGUGAAGGUAUCCGUCCCCAGAUCAUGAACGGUCCCCUGCACCCGCGCCCGCUGGUGGCGCUCCUCGACGGCCGGGACUGCACUGUGGAGAUGCCCAUCCUGAAGGACCUGGCCACGGUGGCCUUCUGUGAUGCCCAGGCCACUCAAGAGAUUCAUGAGAAGGUGCUAAACGAAGCUGUGGGCGCCAUGAUGUAUCAUACCAUCACCCUCACCAGGGAAGACCUGGAGAAGUUCAAGGCCUUGAGAGUGAUUGUACGGAUAGGCAGCGGCUACGACAACGUGGACAUCAAGGCUGCUGGCGAGCUGGGGAUCGCCGUGUGCAACAUCCCUUCUGCUGCCGUGGAGGAAACUGCUGACUCUACCAUCUGCCACAUCCUUAACCUGUACCGGAGGAACACGUGGCUGUACCAGGCGCUUCGGGAGGGCACGCGGGUCCAGAGCGUUGAGCAGAUCCGAGAGGUUGCCUCAGGGGCCGCCCGCAUCCGCGGGGAGACGCUGGGCCUCAUUGGCUUUGGUCGCACGGGGCAGGCGGUUGCUGUUCGAGCCAAGGCCUUCGGAUUCAGCGUCAUCUUUUAUGACCCCUACUUGCAGGAUGGGAUCGAGCGGUCCCUGGGCGUCCAGAGGAUCUACACGCUACAGGACCUGCUAUACCAGAGUGACUGUGUGUCCCUCCACUGCAGUCUCAAUGAACAUAACCACCACCUCAUCAAUGACUUUACUAUCAAGCAGAUGAGGCAAGGAGCAUUCCUGGUGAAUGCAGCCCGCGGUGGGUUGGUAGACGAGAAAGCCUUAGCCCAAGCCCUCAAGGAAGGGCGGAUACGAGGGGCAGCACUAGACGUGCAUGAAUCGGAGCCUUUCAGCUUCGCUCAAGGCCCACUGAAAGACGCCCCGAAUCUCAUCUGCACGCCCCACACGGCCUGGUAUAGUGAGCAAGCCUCACUAGAGAUGCGGGAGGCCGCUGCCACCGAGAUCCGCAGGGCCAUUACAGGUCGCAUCCCAGAAAGCCUAAGAAAUUGUGUGAACAAGGAAUUCUUUGUUACAACAGCUCCCUGGUCGGUAAUAGAACAGCAAGGAAUUCAUCCAGAGCUCAACGGCGCCACCUACAGGUAUCCAACAGGUAUUGUGGGCGUGGCUCCAGGAGGACUUCCUGCUGCUAUGGAAGCCAUCAUCCCCGGAGGCAUCCCGGUGACUCAUAACCUCCCCACAGUGGCACACCCUUCCCAAGCCCCUUCUCCCAACCAGCCCACAAAACAUGGGAACAAUCGUGAGCACCCCAAGGAGCAAUAGCAGAGAAUGCUAAGGGGAGUCGUUCGUGUAAACCUAGGACCAAGAGACAGUGAGCAAUAGAGAUCUUCGCGGAAAGGGAUUGGACCAUCAUCCUCACCGAUUCUGGACCUGAGGCAUGCUAACCUACACCGGAGCUGGAAGCCGAGAAGCCGGAGAUACCAUUUGCUGUGCGUGCGUGGAAAGACUUGGGUGUGAUUUGUUAACGACCAACUUCUGUUAGUGUGUGUUCAGUUUCUCAUCUGCAUCCAAUCACCAAGAAUAAAUAGCUCUUUUUCCUUUCUCAGUCCCUUGGGCACAGCAGGUUCAGAGCACCUCGCUCUAGAAUAUUCAUCUAGAGUUCCCACCAUCAAAAUGCGAAAUGAAAAGAGGA
Messenger RNA from Chrysochloris asiatica (Cape golden mole), 2080 nucleotides. It is a transcript of the gene CTBP2, whose product is annotated as C-terminal binding protein 2. Bases 373 to 1710 code for a protein of 445 amino acids. The transcript has 11 exons. Gene Ontology annotation, molecular function: transcription corepressor activity; NAD binding; oxidoreductase activity, acting on the CH-OH group of donors, NAD or NADP as acceptor. Lineage: Eukaryota; Metazoa; Chordata; Mammalia; Afrosoricida; Chrysochloridae. The record is from RefSeq and is a predicted model, not a curated record.